AAACAACUGGUUGUGCUCGCAAUGUCUUCCCCCGAGCGUGACUGGGACGAAAAGAUGGUGCCUGCUCACACCAACCCUGAACCCAGUCCUCCACCCUCUGACAAACUACCUCUGAUGCAAGCAGUCCGCCUCUACCCCAAGAUUGUUGGAUGUGCAUUUGGUCUCGCCCUAGCUUUCCUUCUCACGGGGUACGACACGGUUAUCCUCGGAACCAUCACGGCAGUGCCAUAUUUCAAACAUGAGUUUGGUGAACUAUACAACGGAUCAUACAUCAUCCCGGCAUCAUGGCUAUCAGUCUGGAGCGCUAUUGGACCAGUGGGGUCGAUGGUUGGCGCAGUCAAUGCAGGCUGGCUACAAGACCGCAUUGGACGUCGCUGGUCACUGGCUUUGAGCUGCUUCGUGUGUGCAGUUGGAAUUGCCAUCGCUUUUUGUUCCGACCUGCCAACUGAGAUAAACUCCAGACGAGGUGCAUUUCUCGUCGGUAGGACUGUUCAGGGAUGGGGAGUUGGUGGUGCUAUGGCCGGUGCCCAGACAUAUCUUUCCGAGACCGUUCCUACCUGUCUUCGUGGAUCAGCGAUGGCCCUCUCACCCACCUUCAUGCUCCUCGGGGAGCUGAUUGGAGCUGCUGUAAUCUACGCGUGUGAGAAAAAGACCUCGGCGGCGUCUUACCUGAUUCCAUUCGGGACACAGUGGAUCACCACCAUCUUGCCUUUUGUCUUUGUCUGCUUCCUACCCGAAAGCCCGUCAUAUCUGCUUCGUAAAGGAAAUCACGAGGCUGCCCAUCGCUCCCUGACAUGGUUUCAUACUGAUCGGGUCGACGUAUCUCAGCUGCUUGAUCAAAUGCGCUUAUCUCUUGCGCACGAAGAGGUGCUGUCACGGGAACUGACUUACGCUGAUUGCUUCAAAGGCAUGAAUCGACGGCGGACAAUGAUUGUGGCUUUCUCUUUUGUUAUUCCAAGUUUGUUUGGAGUUCCUCUCCUGGCAAGUGCCAGCUACUUCAUGCAGGUUGUUGGGAUGGCCUCGAGUCUGAGUAUCAUUGUGCUGAUACUUGGGAUCGUUUUGGGCCUUAUUGCCAACGGAGUCGGUAUCUGGCUCAUGAGUCGCUUUGGUAGACGUCCAUUGAUGCUGAGUACUUUGGCGGUCACUACUGUUAUCUGGUUGAGUAUGGGAAUUGCUGGAUGCUGGUCGGGCAAGAUUGUCAUUUGGUAUACAGCGGCUUGUAUGAUGGCAGUCGUUGUAGUUUGUGGUCUUGGCGCGUGGCCUGCUUCGUAUGCAGUCUCGGGCGAGACCUCGUCUCUUCGUCUCCGUGCAAAAACCCAGGGCAUUGGUGUUUUGUGCUAUAUGCUGUCUAACGUUGUUUUCAAUCUCAUUCUGCCAUAUAUUUAUAACACGGAUGCGGGUGAUCUGAAGGGGAAGACAGGUUUCGUUUAUGCAGGCUUGUGCCUGGCGACCUUCGUUAUCACAUGGCUGAUUGUCCCUGAGAUGAAGGACCGCACUGCACUCGAAGUUGAUACCAUGUUUGAGAAUGGUCUGCCCUGCGCAGAUUUCAAGAGCUGGAAGCCCGAGAUAUUGCCAGGAAAGGACCAGGAUUGA
Penicillium brevicompactum is the source of this 1593-nucleotide messenger RNA. RefSeq lists its product as uncharacterized. Gene Ontology annotation, molecular function: carbohydrate:proton symporter activity. NCBI's taxonomy places the organism in Eukaryota, Fungi, Ascomycota, Eurotiomycetes, Eurotiales, Aspergillaceae. Gene Ontology annotation, biological process: carbohydrate transport; transmembrane transport. Gene Ontology annotation, cellular component: membrane. The annotation marks the transcript as partial. The record is from RefSeq and is a predicted model, not a curated record. The transcript has 2 exons.